AAACCACCCAGCCAGCGCGCGGCCCAGCUCACACACACUUGAACCGCAGCCCGCAGGCAAAGGAAAGGGAAGGAGUAGAGCUAGCAAGACACACACACACACACGGUCGUCGUCGUCGAUGGCGCGGUGGUCGGCGGCGGUGCUGGUGCUGGUGCUGGCGGCGGGCAUCAUGGGCAUGGCGUCGGUGGCGGUCGGCGACAUGAACGCGGACAAGACGGAGUGCGCGGACCAGCUGGUGGGGCUGGCGCCGUGCCUGCAGUACGUGCAGGGGCAGGCCCGCGCGCCGCCGCCCGACUGCUGCGGCGGCCUGCGGCAGGUGCUCGGGAAGAGCCCCAAGUGCCUGUGCGUGCUCGUCAAGGACAAGGACGACCCCAACCUGGGCAUCAAGAUCAACGCCACCCUCGCGCUCGCGCUCCCCAACGCCUGCGGCGCCACCCGCGCCAACGUCUCCCACUGCGCUCAGCUGCUGCAUAUUCCUCCGGGCUCCAAAGACGCCGCCGUCUUCAGCCCCGGCGGCGACAAGGGCUCCACCGCCGCACCAGCCAAGGACAACUCGACGGCGACGACCGACUCCCGCGCGCUGCAGGCGACCAACGGAGGCGGCGUCUCCUCCUCGGCGGCGACCGCCGGUGCUGCACUGACGGCGGUGCUGCUCGCCGGCUACCUUCUCCUGCUCGUGCCUGAGCUGUCGCCUAGCUCAUUCUAGACCUCUGUCAAGUUGUGCCACCAAAAAAAAUUACCAGAAGAAUGUGAUGUGUUGUUGUUCUAGUACGUGACGUGACAGACAAUUUACUGCUGCUGUUGGAGUUGUUGUAGUAGUGUAGUUGUGCUGUGUUUCCUGUUCUGUUAUGUGUACGAGAUGUUACUGCAUGUGUUAAGCUAGGCUAAGGCGAUGGGGUUAGGGUAUUGCUAAUGUAGUACACUGUACCAGACUACCAGUACUUUACCUGUCAUCUGGUUGCCAAUCCUUCUUGUUCUUGGCAUUGUUUUCUGUGAACAUUUGACGCAUUUGAUCUGUCAAGUAAUAACUUUUUCA
Sorghum bicolor (sorghum) is the source of this 1036-nucleotide messenger RNA. RefSeq names its product protein YLS3. Gene Ontology annotation, biological process: lipid transport. The transcript is spliced from 3 exons. Bases 119 to 706 code for a protein of 195 amino acids. The record is from RefSeq and is a predicted model, not a curated record. Gene Ontology annotation, molecular function: lipid binding. NCBI's taxonomy places the organism in Eukaryota, Viridiplantae, Streptophyta, Magnoliopsida, Poales, Poaceae.